AUGUCUAACGCUGAGCUGGCAUCUUCCUACGCCGCCCUCAUCCUCGCUGAUGAGGGUGUUGAGAUCACCGCCGACAAGCUGCAAGCCAUCAUCAAGGCUUCCGGCAACGAGAUCGAGCCCAUCUGGACCUCUCUGUUCGCCAAGGCUCUUGAGGGCAAGGACGUCAAGGACCUCCUGACCUCCGUCGGCUCCGGUGGUGGUGCCGCACCCGCUGCCGCUGGUGCCGCCGCUGCUGGUGGCGCUGACGCCGCUGAGGCCCCUAAGGAGGAGGCAAAGGCUGAGGAGAAGGAGGAAUCCGACGACGACAUGGGAUUCGGUCUGUUCGACUAA
Messenger RNA from Diaporthe citri, 330 nucleotides. RefSeq lists its product as uncharacterized. Gene Ontology annotation, biological process: translational elongation; cytoplasmic translation. Bases 1 to 330 code for a protein of 109 amino acids. NCBI's taxonomy places the organism in Eukaryota, Fungi, Ascomycota, Sordariomycetes, Diaporthales, Diaporthaceae. Gene Ontology annotation, cellular component: ribosome; cytosolic large ribosomal subunit. Gene Ontology annotation, molecular function: ribonucleoprotein complex binding; structural constituent of ribosome; protein kinase activator activity. The record is from RefSeq and is a predicted model, not a curated record. The transcript is spliced from 4 exons.